Scomber japonicus (chub mackerel) is the source of this 1294-nucleotide messenger RNA. RefSeq names its product ribonuclease inhibitor-like. Gene Ontology annotation, molecular function: protein binding. The transcript has 7 exons. The coding region runs from base 41 to 1105 and encodes 354 amino acids. The record is from RefSeq and is a predicted model, not a curated record. NCBI's taxonomy places the organism in Eukaryota, Metazoa, Chordata, Actinopteri, Scombriformes, Scombridae.
AUCAUGUUCUACCAAGAAGACCUGGAGCAGUGUGGUCUUGAUGUCACAGAGGCCUCGGUGUUAUCAGGAGUUUGUACAGAGAUCUUCAAAAGAGAGAGUCAUCAACAAACUGAAGGAGAUGAACAGUGGUGAUAUCUCUCCUGACAGAAGCAUCAACAUCUUCCACUGUCUGAUGGAGAUGAACGACCGCUCAGUACAUCAGGAGAUCCAAGAGUUCCUGAAGUCAGAGAACAGAUCAGAGAAGGAACUCUCUGAGAUCCACUGCUCAGCUCUGGCCUACAUGCUGCAGAUGUCAGAGGAGGUUCUGGAUGAGUUUAACCUGGAGAAGUACAACACAUCAGAGGAGGGACGACGGAGACUGAUCCCAGCUGUGAGGAACUGCAGAAAGGCUCGACUGUCUGGCUGUGGACUCUCAGAGACUCACUGUGAAGCUUUGGCCUCAGCUCUGAAGUCCAACCCUCAUCUGACAGAUCUGAACCUGAGUGGAAACAAACUGUCUGAUUCAUCAGUGGAGCGUCUGUCUGCUGGACUGGAGAGUCCAAACUGUAGACUGGAGACUCUGAUAUUGGAGAGAUGCAGUUUGUCAAAGAUCAGCUGUGGUUAUCUGGCCUCAGCUCUGAAGGACAACCCCUCCCAUCUGAGAGAGCUGGAUCUGGGCUGGACCUACCUGGAGAAUUCAGACGUGAAGCAGCUGUUUGGUUUUCUGAAGAGUCCACACUGCAAACUGGAGACUCUGAGAUUGUGGCGCUGCAGUCUGUCGAAGCUCAGCUGUGAUUAUCUGGCCUCAGCUCUGAAGUGCAACCCCUCCCAUCUGAGAGAGCUGGAUCUGAGAUUAAACUACCUGAAGGAUUCAGACGUGAAGCAGCUGAUUGAUCUUCAGCAGAGUCCAGACUGCAGACUGGAGACUCUGGAAUUGUGUGUCUGCAGUUUGUCAGAGAUCAGCUGUGAUUAUCUGGCCUCAGCUCUGAAGGCCAACCCCUCCCAUUUGAGAGAUCUGGAUCUGUGUGGAAACAACCUGCAGGAAUCAGACGUGAAGCAGCUGAUUGAUCUUCAGCAGAGUCCAGACUGCAGACUGAAGACUCUGAGAUGGAGGGUACUGGAUUGAUCUCUGUCAGAGUGAGAGAGAACAUCCAGGAGUGUUGAGAGAGGAUCAGCUGGAUCCUGAUGAUCCAUCUGGAGUCUGGAUCUGGAUUUUGUCGUCUUCACUUAAGUCUCUUAACUGACUCCAAACUGAACAGUUAUCUCUGGAUUUAGCUGAAGUCAGCACUUUACAGAUGUUUUCUACAUGAGCUGU